AUGGGUGGCUUCUACAUGGCAUAUCUGGAGAGUCUGUGUCGACGUCGAGGUUGGCGUGAUCCCCUAUACGAGACGUACAGGAGCUCGUCGGGCUACACCUGUUUAGUGCUUGUCAAUGGGCGAGAGUACCAAACUGAUCUCGCGUACGAAUCCGAUGGACUGGCUCAGGAGAACGCAGCCAUGCGGGCAUUCAUGGUUUGUAGGAACUUUUCCGUGAAUGGAGGUAUGCUGGCACGCAAUGGCGUUGUUCAGGGACUGCCUGCGAAUGAGCACAGUGGCCGACACAGGAGACACCACCGACAUGGUGGUCGCAGCCAUUCUGUCAAUCUCAGCAGUUCCAGUUCCACAACGUCCUCGGAAUAG
Hyaloscypha bicolor E is the source of this 363-nucleotide messenger RNA. RefSeq lists its product as uncharacterized. The record is from RefSeq and is a predicted model, not a curated record. The transcript has 2 exons. NCBI's taxonomy places the organism in Eukaryota, Fungi, Ascomycota, Leotiomycetes, Helotiales, Hyaloscyphaceae. Bases 1 to 363 code for a protein of 120 amino acids.